Molecule: messenger RNA, 1428 nt
Organism: Trichoderma asperellum CBS 433.97
Lineage: Eukaryota; Fungi; Ascomycota; Sordariomycetes; Hypocreales; Hypocreaceae
Source: RefSeq, a predicted model, not a curated record
UUAUGUGGACAGGCGUGGCAUUCGCAGGUGUACAAGCAACAUGUGCAACAGGCGAGACGCCAGGGAUAUUGAUAUGCAAAUUUGGGACGACGACGUGCAGAAAGACCCCCGUGCCGUGCGCAGAGCAUCAAAGGUCAGGUAUGCAAUGGUAAUAUACGGGGUCGGCAAGUUUCAGCAUGGCAUUGGAUUACAUCAAGGCACCCUCCCAGCCUAGAAGGGGAGUACAGGCCAGAGCUCCGGGUGCCUCUGUCGGGCAACGCCGCGACGACGGCUGCCCUUCCGACGCCUGAGCAGACGGCGCUGCAACGUCAAAACCGACCGCAAGCCAUCAUCAGCACAGCUGCUACGAGGAUGCCGCUCCAGGUACCGGCUGCUCUCGUCUAGGCCCCGGGCGCGCUAGGACCCGCGGCUGCCAGCGGUGGAUAUGGCAGCAGUCAGGCCAUGCAAGCAACGCCAAAACGCCUGCAGACUCGUCCGCCAGCACUCACUGUUCCCAACGGCUUUGGCUUUCCAUGCCCUCUGGAGGGGGUUCCCGUGGCUCUGGCUCCCGGCUCUGCCCUACAGGUCCCCCAAGGCCCCCUACAGGUCCCCUACAGAACUGCUCUGGAGCCAGCAACGGGGGGCCCUCUGGCCUCAACCGCCUGCGGGCGAGCGAACUCUGCUCGGCGAGAGCCGGGAUCGAGGCGCUGCGAAGUGAGCCAACAUGACCUGUCAUUGCGGGUAUGCGCCAGGCAGAUGGCGAAUUGCAGCGGCGCGGCGAAAAAUUCUGAAUUGCGAAGGGCCCAAGAUAGCCUUUUACCAGCUGCUGCUGGCGUCGAUGAAAAUGGCCUGACUUUGCUGCGCGGAGGGGCAGCCAACGAGGCGCCGGGCGGUCCAGACGCCGCUUCUGGGGAUCCUCUGGAGGGGACCCUGCGCCAUGGAUGCCAUGCAUGUGGGAAGGCAAGGGAAAAAACUGCUGGCCAAAUAUCCAGACAUCGUACGAUCCGCCAGGUUGCUGGAGGGCCAAGGGAGCAGACGAGGCGCCGCCGCCGCGCGCUGAUUGGUCCGCCGCCCUCCCGCACUCGGCGCCUCGGUAUCGCAGCUUAUUGCUACCCCGUUAGGCAAAGGGGUGGCACGACUUUUUCCGUUCGGGGAAUAUAAUAAAAAGUGGCCAUACAAUCAGGCGAUGGUGACGGCCUCUGCGCCAGCGCCGGCUCCAACCUCGUCGCGACAGCUCCCCUUCUCCGCGAUCGUCUCGCAUCUCCAAGUCCACGGGGAAGCUGCUUUCUUAAGUAUUUUUGGGCGGUUGCUGUGUCGUUGGCGAUAUGCUCUGAUAUCCCCAGGUCUCGCCACCAUCGAAUAAGAAAAGCAAAAUUAGGGAUGCCAUCAGUCGCUAAGAUGGGCCCAUCCACUGCUGACACUGGAGAAAUGCGACCAACGACCCCCUGG